AUCUGCUUUUGUGAUACCUGAAUUUCAGGUAAUUGUAUUGUUUGAAACAUUGCUUCAUUUGACUCAAGGAUUCGAUUCUCUGUAUUAUGAGGGUUUGUUUAAUUGAUUUGGUGAACCCUGUGGUUUCUGUGGGCAGUCAAAGGCAAGCUACCGUCCUGACCACAUUAAAACUGGGAACCGCUGUUACGGCUCUCCAUCUAACCUCUUCUCUGGGCCCUCACUACAACACUGGCGACGAGGAUAAACGGUCUGUUCUACCAUGCCCGUCUACGGUCAACUUGAGAAAUUCCAUAAGGACUAGGACUGGGCCCAGUAUAUUGCUGUUCUAAAGAAUUAUUUCGGAGCUAAUGCCAUUACUGACGGUGAGAAACAACGGCAAAUUCUUUUGUUUUCGGUCGGUCUGGAAACCUACGGCCUCAUCUGUACGCUGGUUGCACCCUCAGCCCCAGAAGAUAAGUCGUUUGACGAGUUGGUUGGCUUAGUCCAGAACCAUGUGAAGCCACCACCUAGUAAAAUUGUCUACAGAUUCAAGUUCUACACUCUUGCCCGGAAGGAGGGGGAAUCUAUUUCCUCUUUUGUUGAGGCUACGACAAGUCGCCCAAGAUUAAGGUUACAGACUUAAGUGAACAUUUGCGAGACCGCUUCAACGUUGCGAUCGGCAAUGACAAGAUUCAGACAAGGCUGCUAUCUCUCUCUGACGGUGAGAGUUUCGCCAAGGCCUUGCAAGAGGCUUUGGCCUUGGAAAGUACUCAGAACAAUGCUGAAAACAUUCAGGCGGCCGCGGUUUCCACUUCAGUCUGCUGCUUCGGCUGUUUGUGCGGUUCGUGAAGUGUCUUCCAUCCAAGCGGGUCAGUGUUUUGGCUGUGGUGGUAACCAUCUACGACGCUACUGCAAAUUCAAGGAUGCUUUGUGCCAUUCUUGCAACCGUAAGGGCCACCUUAGCAAAGUUUGCGGUGCCCCAUUCCGCCGUCAACGUCUGAGACGUCCCCAGCCUGCGGCAGACAAUCUGGGUAAGAAAACGGACCGUCCGACUCAUCUAGUGGAGCACGAGGGCCAGGGUGUUUCCUCUGACGAUAGUGAAUUGGAGUGUUCCACGAUUUAUGUGGGGACCUUAAAAAGCGCUCCUAUUGAAGUGCCUAUUCAUGUUCACUCGCGGGAAGUCAGGAUGCAGGUAGAUACUGGUGCUGCUAUUACGCUUAUCUCAAGAUCCACGUAUAAUAAUAAGUUUAGUGAUGUUUCCUUGGAAAAGUUUAAAGGUAGACUUACUACAUAUACAGGACAAGCUAUUAAAGUUCACGGUUGUGCUAACGUGGAUGUCACGUAUGGUGAUCAACACGUUCGCUCUUUACCUCUAGUGGUAGUUGAGCAGGAUGGCCCAUCGUUACUCAGGCGUAAUUGGUUGUCACACAUACGUUUGGAUUGGCCUCGGGUAUGUAAAGUGGUGCACCAUGAUGUGGACGAAAUACUCGCCAAGUAUCCUGAAGUGUUUGACUGCAGCCUUGGAGAAUAUAAUGGACCACCGGCCAAGUUUCUCAUUGGAGAUCCUGCAAAACCUCGAUUCUUCAAAGCAAGACCUCUCCCUUAUGCCAUAAAGUGCAGGAGGCCAUCGAGAAGAAUGUGAAGCUUGGUAUAUGGCAGCCUGUCGAGUACUGACUGGGCAGCAUCCCUGGUUCCCAUCAUGAAAGGGGGAUGGUUCUGUACGACUGUGUGGGGACUAUAAAGUCACCCUGAAUCAGGUAUGUAGAGUGGACCCUUAUCCGUUGCCUAGAAUAGGACAUUUUUGCAGAAUUAAGUGGAGGAAAGUCUUUUUCUAAAAUUGACCUGCACUCAGCUUAUUCUCAAAUCCCUGUGGAUAAAUACCAAAAAUACUUUACAGUGAAUACCCAUUUAGGACUCUUUAGGUAAAACGACUUCCCUUUGGAGUGAAUGCAGCUGUUGGAACGAUGAAGAACAUCUCUACAAUCUCGAGCAAGUUCUGAAGCGCCUUCAACAGGCAGGGCUGCAGGUGAAGAAAGGCAAGUGCUCGUUUCUACAGCCGUCCGUGGAGUGUAUGGGUCACCGAAUUGACGCUCACGGGCUUCAUCCCACUGACGAGAAGGUAAGGGCCGUAAAAGAGGCUCCCAACAAAGCAGAGCUCCGGUCUUUUCUAGGACUUUUGAAUUAUUAUGCUAAGUUUCUCUCUAACCUGUCUGAUCUUCUAUCACCGCUGUAUCAUCUGACAAAGAAGGGCGUUACCUGGAGGUGGGGAAAUGCAGAGCGGCGGGCUUUCCAGCGUGCAACUAACCUUCUCAGUACUUCACAGUGCUUGUACAUUAUAAUCCUGAGCUGCUUCUCUUGCUAGAAUGUGACGCCAGCUCGCGAGGUUUGGGUGUUGUACUUUCACAUAAAUUGCCUGAUGGUACAGAGAGGCCUGUGGCAUUUGCAUCACGCAGCCUUACUAAAGCUGAGGUUAACUAUUCCCAGAUUGACAGAGGGUUUGGCUCUAGUAUUUGGUGUCUCUAGAUUCCAUCAAUAUUUAUAUGGUAGAAAAUUUACCCUUGUGACUGACCACAAGCCCUUGACUUACCUGUUUGGCAGAGAUGCUACUACACCUACAAUGGCUUCUCCUCGUGUCCGGCGUUGGGCGCUUAUUUUAUCUGCUCACGACUAUAUUAAGUACAAAAAAAGUCGGACAAUUCAAAUGCAGACGCCUUCAGUCGCCUCCCUCUUCCUGACCUGCCAUAGUCUCCUACUUCACCAGCGGAGCUGGAUUUAGUAAUUGGACUACUAGAGUCUUUUGAAGUUGUGGAUGCUGCUGCCUUGCGGAGAGAGACUCGACGUGAACCAACUCUCUCACAGGUGCUGCGCUGGGUGGAAUGGGGCUGGCCCAGCAAAGAUCCCGGAGGUGUCUACGGAGCAUACUACAUCAGAAGAAAUGAAAUUUCUCAAGGAUGGCUGCCUAAUAUGGGGUGCACGUGUUGUCAUCCCUGAGAAAUUUAGAGACUGUUUUGGGCCUGCUUCACGAUACUCGCAUCGGUAUGUCAAGAAUGAAGGCGCUGGGCCGAAGUUGUGUGGUGGCCUGGAAUAGAUAAGGAUGUGGAAGCCACGGUUAAGUCAUGUAGGAAAUGUGAAGAACACAAAAAUGUAGGAAAUGUGAACACAAAAAUGCCCCUGAGGCUGCUGAACUACAUCCUUGGGAGUGGCCCACUAUUCCCUGGUCGAGGCUACACGUUGAUCAUGCUGGACCAUUUAUGGAUAACGGAACUGCCUUCACGAGUGAGCAAUUUAGCAAGUACUGCCAGAAAAUUGGCAUAAAGCACAUCAAGUCUGCCCCACGACACCCCUCUACCAACGGUUUAGCCGAGCGUGCAGUUCAGACCUUCGAAUCGAGUAUGAGGAAGAUGGAGGAGUUUGUACCGUGGAGUGUUCGAAUCAACCGUUUUCUCCAAGUAUCGAAAUACUCCUCAAAGCACCACUCGGCAGACACCUUCACAGCUCCUCAUGAACAGGGAGGUGCGUACUCGCCUUUCCAUGAUAAAAGGCGACCUGACCACCAGGGUUCUUCGAAAGCAGGCAACUCAGUGCGAGGUUCAUGACAAGCAUGCUAGAACUCAGAGUCUUCGUGGAAGGGGAUGAUGUGUAUACACAUUUUGGUGGACCCAAACUAGAAUGGGUUGCAGGAACAAUCUUGUCAAAAACAGGUCCGUUGUCCUACAUCGUCCAGCUUCACGACGGGCGAACAGUGAGAAGGUAUGUCGACCACAUUAGACUUCGACACCUCGAAGCUAUAGCGAAACCUAUUGAUGCUGAGUCUUUUCUUCCAGAC
Messenger RNA from Portunus trituberculatus (swimming crab), 3805 nucleotides. RefSeq lists its product as uncharacterized. The coding region runs from base 662 to 1621 and encodes 319 amino acids. The record is from RefSeq and is a predicted model, not a curated record. The transcript is spliced from 2 exons. NCBI's taxonomy places the organism in Eukaryota, Metazoa, Arthropoda, Malacostraca, Decapoda, Portunidae.